Auanema sp. JU1783 is the source of this 1698-nucleotide messenger RNA. The record is from the annotation of a GenBank genome assembly. Lineage: Eukaryota; Metazoa; Nematoda; Chromadorea; Rhabditida; Rhabditidae.
AUGUUUUCGUUUUCGCAACAGGAGAUUCCAAAAAUUUCUUCUAUUCAGGAGUGUUUUGUUCAUCUGCAAAAAGUAUAUAGUACUCCUGGGCCUAGCGAUCAAACGAAGCAUGCUGUACGAGAGGCAUUGGAUUCUGUCCAAAAAGAAAUGGACACCAUAUCCUCUCUAUCUGUGAAUCAAAGAAUAAUUUUAGAACAGAUAUCUGCUAUUAAAGAUUUUAAGAAAAAUUAUGAGGAAGACACCUCCCUAAAUAAAAUGAAGCUUCAAAUUGAAGAGACUAAGCUUUCGAAUUUGGAACAAAAAGUUUCUUUGGGACAAGAGCGUGUUCGAAGUCUGCGGCUAGGUAUCAAGCUAUUCAGUGAACGGGAAACGAUUCUGACUGUGAAAAACAGAAGAAUGGACAGCGAAUUAAAAGCGACUAAUUUCAAAUUGAAACAGACUCUGGAACGAUUGCAGGAGAGAAAUAUCAGAAUUUGUGAGAAAUAUGAAACAGCUCCCCAAGUUGUCAAAAUGCAUGAGGAGGAGAAAAUGAUCCAAGAGCUUAAUGCGAAAUUAGAGAGUCUUGUUAUCAGCGAGAAAGGCUUUGAUGAACGAUUACAAUACCUGGAACAAGAAUUAUCCGACAACAAAAAAGUUUCCUUCACUGAUUUUGUCAAGAGUACAUCAAAGGCUCUUCUGAAAAUCAGAGAUAUACAGAAGAAAUGCAAAGAUGUCUCUAAGGUUUACGAAAAAUGCGUUCAAGAAAAAAAUGAGAAGAAAGAAGCUCUAAGAUCUAGUGGACGCUUUGAUUCUUUCGAUGUUUCAAUGUUGUCUAUUGAUCAGACAAUGGUGGAGGAAAUUAACACAGCUCCUGCAGCGCCUUGUCUACCUAUCCGACAAGAUUCUGAAAUAACAGCUUCAAAGAAACAAAUGAUGUCGCGUUUCAUUAACUCUCAAGACGGAGUGUAUGAGAAAACCAAUGACCAAGCUGAUAUAUCUCAAGAGAGCGAAGUAAUACGUAUUGAAGCAACAAGCUCAAAUGGUGACCUAACAUCUGAGGGUUCAAGAAAUUUGGAAACCGGUAGUGACUUGAGCCAAGAUCAGCUCGAGGAUGGCGAAUCUCCCAAUCGAACAAUGGAUUGUGAUAAAGAGAAAAAUGCAGAACAACAAAUUGAACAGCAAGACGUCAACGAAGAUGGAAAGGAUAGCAAUGUCUCAGCACAAUUCUCAGAUCAAGAAGAAGAUGAUGACGUGGAAAUUCCUCUUGACGACGACGAGGAAAUGGCUGGUGAUCAUCAUGAGAACAUACUCGACAUCUCAGCUAUAGAAGGAGAUCAUAAUGACGAAAAAGAAGAUGAUGAUGCAGUUGUCGAUGAACUGUUGAACGAUGGCUUGCUGGAUAUGGAUCCAUCACAUAACUUGACUCAAGGAAGUGGCACCGGAGAUGACAUAAACCUUGUAUUGAACAUGAGUAUGAAUAGCGAAGAUCCUGCUGCUGAUUUCCUUGAUUUCGCCAAACAGUCUGAAGGGGAUAACUUAAACGCCUCUGAGCAGUUCAAUCUCUUCGGCAGUACUGACAAUAAUGAUAAUGCGCCAACAGGUGACAAUGAGUUCUUCAAUUUCGGCGACAUGAAUAACGAUCAAGACUUCUCGUUCCAAUUCGGAGAUACUACCAAUGAUAAUAACGGCGGAGGCGAUUUCUUCAAUCUGUUUAAAUAA